Hyla sarda is the source of this 1017-nucleotide messenger RNA. Its product is annotated as olfactory receptor 6C1-like. The transcript is spliced from 3 exons. The coding region runs from base 1 to 1017 and encodes 338 amino acids. Lineage: Eukaryota; Metazoa; Chordata; Amphibia; Anura; Hylidae. The record is from RefSeq and is a predicted model, not a curated record. Gene Ontology annotation, biological process: G protein-coupled receptor signaling pathway. Gene Ontology annotation, molecular function: G protein-coupled receptor activity; olfactory receptor activity. Gene Ontology annotation, cellular component: membrane.
AUGAGUGUGCAGAGGUCUGUGGGAACUGAAAAGCGCAAUGGAAGAGCAAACCAGGGUUUGAAGCAGCAGAUGCAGCAAGGAGUGUUCACUGCAAGCAAGAGCAGAAGCAAAGGAAAUAAUCUCCAAAGCACUGGAAAUGCUUUCUUUUUCUUACUGAGUUUAUCUUCUAUUCACAAGGAUGCUUCUCAAUAUAUCUCUUUAACCUCAUUAAUCAUUCCUAAAUUCCUAUUCACUUUUGUUGACAUAAGAAGAAUAUCCUUCUUACAAUGUAUGGUACAAGUGUAUAUUUUUAUUGCUUUGCAAUCUGCAGAGCUUCUGAUACUAACAGUGAUGUCCUAUGAUCGCUAUGUAGCAAUCUGUAACCCUUUUCACUACAGUUAUAUCUUAAAUAAGAAAAACUGUAUUUUACUUGUGGCUUUAACUUGGCUAAUAAGCCUUCUAGAUCCUGCUCCGAUUAUUAACAUUAUGUCACAUUUUCCCUUUCUUAAGUCUCGUGUUAUUGACCAUUUGUUCUGCGACCUAGUACCCUUGUUGGAGAUGGCCCAUGGUGAUACCUCUAAAGUGGAAACUUUAAUAGUUAUGGAAGGUGGAAGUAUAGUUGUAUUUUCCUUUGUUUUCACAGGUAUAUCCUAUAUUUUAAUAAUCAAGGUCAUCUCCAAAAUACCAUCUUCUAGUGGGAAGCAUAAAGCUUUUUCGACAUGUUCAUCCCACCUCAUUGUCAUUACGAUACUCUACUUGACCUUGUUUUUAGUCUACUUGAAACAGCCCAGUAAAAAUAAUUCUCAUAACACAAAACCAGUGUCUGUUCUAAAUACAGUUAUGAUCCAAAUUCUGAAUCCUUUAUUGUACAGCUUGAGAAACUCUGAAGUAAAAGAAGCUUUUCACAGAUGUCUUGGAAAGGCCAAUAUGAUCAACAGACAUGGUGGACUUUUAUCUUUAAGUCUCAAGUCUAGAAAAAAAAGGGGAAAUAUAACAAAUAUGAAAAAGAAACCAGCUUACUUGCUUCAGAAAGUCUGA